AUGGCAGCAAAUGACCCUUAUGACAGUACUUUUGGAGAGGAAGAGCAUAUCCUUCCCUUACCGAACAACAGACAACUAGCCUACGCCCACAACGGGCCUGCCACAUCUCGGACCGUGAUUAUAUUCUUCCCUGGCCUCUUUGGCGUCGGAAGGGUACCGAGAGUAUCUGAAGCGUGCCGCGAUCUCCAGGCACAUUUUAUCGCGCCGACACUCCCAGGAAUGGGAAAGACCAGUACCCGUGACAAAUCGGUGCCCUAUCACGUCUCACUUGCUAGAGACAUAUCCGCCCUCCUCUCUCACCUCUACCCGACAGAUGCGUUUGAUACUCUAUAUCUGUCCGGCGGAUCUUACGGCACUGUCCCUACGCAGAUGCUAUAUGGAGCAUCGUAUGAGUUAUUCCCCGCUGGACGCAAGAUUGCAGGUUGUCUCUUGAUUGCCGGCUUCUCUCCACUGAAAUACCACGAGGGCUAUGCCAAAACGCUUAGCUGGCAGAACUGGUUCUCUUUCGGCCCGCCUACACAGCUACUGCCUUUUCAUCUUCUACAGUGGCUCUUUCGGAUGGUUGUUGGGUCACACAUGAAUACUCAAGACGGUGCAGAAGCGUUUCUACAGCAACACAUUUUCAGCAAGAUGGACGACGCCGAACGGUCCAAAUUCGAGCAAUGGCUUGGGAUAAACGGCCUGAGUGAGGACUCUUUUAUCGCAAAAAUGGCUAGCGAUACUAUCAGGUGUAACCAGAAUUGGGAUGGGUUUAUGGAGGUAUCGGAUGUCAUGCAUUCGGAUUGGGGAUUUGAGCCUAAGGCGCUUGAUGAUGAGCAUGCGUCGAAACCCAUGCUGGUUGUCGGCUCAAGUGAUGAUCAACUUGGGGGGGCGAGUAAUGAUUGGCUUGUGGGGAAUUAUAGGUCUGUUAGGCUCAAAUUGUUGCCUGGUGGUCAUAUUUCGGCCCUGUUUUAUAUGGAUGAGCUGUGGGAAGACUUGUUCGGGGUUGUAAUGAGGACAUGA
Molecule: messenger RNA, 1002 nt
Organism: Penicillium cataractarum
Lineage: Eukaryota; Fungi; Ascomycota; Eurotiomycetes; Eurotiales; Aspergillaceae
Product: alpha/beta hydrolase
Exons: 1
Coding region: 1-1002 (333 amino acids)
Source: RefSeq, a predicted model, not a curated record